Trichoderma citrinoviride is the source of this 247-nucleotide messenger RNA. RefSeq lists its product as hypothetical. The transcript has a single exon. The record is from RefSeq and is a predicted model, not a curated record. The coding region runs from base 20 to 235 and encodes 71 amino acids. Lineage: Eukaryota; Fungi; Ascomycota; Sordariomycetes; Hypocreales; Hypocreaceae.
CGAAAUAACAGCGGCAGCGAUGACGAUAUCGGAAGCGUCAAAAUUUCCUUUUUCUUAUACACACUUUCCCAAAUUGAAGAGCGUCCGAUUUUGUCGGGACCCUUGGCUACGCAUGGGUCUCUUCGAACCGGUUCCUGGGCCUACCCCCCAUCUUUCGAACGGAUUUGACUUUGGAUCACAUCACUCGGAACUACCUACAUAUUACGGACUGACACGACAGACGCUGUCAACGUAGCUCUUGACGACU